AUGCUGCGGGAGAGUAAGCUGCUUGAGUUCUUCCAGAACAAUCGAGAAGUAUUUUUUUCCAAGUAUAUUUACGGUGACCCAGCGUACGGAAUUGUGGAGUACCUUCUGUCCGGAUACAAAGGGAAUGAUGUUGGCGUCCUCAAACGCGACUUCAACAAGUGGAUGAGUCGUGUUCGCCAGUCCGUGGAAUGGAACUUCAAGAUUUUCAAGACUUUGUGGUCAUUUAUUACAUUCAAGAUCCUGUCCAAGAUCCGACUGUCACCUGUGGCCAAGAUUGUGUGCAUUGCCAUGCUGCUCACGAAUUGUCACUGCUGCCAUUUUCGUGGCAACCAAAUCAGCCAGUACUUUGACCUCGAGCCACCUACGUUGAAAGAUUACCUGAACAUGUUGGAAAUUGUAGAAGUUUAA
Messenger RNA from Aphanomyces astaci, 408 nucleotides. RefSeq lists its product as hypothetical. The transcript has a single exon. The record is from RefSeq and is a predicted model, not a curated record. Lineage: Eukaryota; Oomycota; Saprolegniomycetes; Saprolegniales; Verrucalvaceae. The coding region runs from base 1 to 408 and encodes 135 amino acids.